AUUAUUGAAGCCAACCCCUAGGCAUAUCGAAUAACCACUGCCAGAUUCCUUCGCCCCUGAAGAGACAAAGCCUCACAAAUUAAUAACAAGGAGAUUAAAAAAGAUCAAAUUUCGCCAUGGCUAGCCAGUCUUCAAACACACCCGGGCUACAUGAAGUCCAACCAACUACUCAAUCCGACGACUAUAUAUCUCGAAUGGGCUCUCUCACUCUCCUCGAUACUGAGCCAACGUCCCGUCCUAACCCACAUUAUUAUACCAUGGUCACAGUACCCAACCGACCUCACUGUGCGUGCAUUCAAUGCGAGUGUCCUGAUCUCGCGCGGAUCCCUACAGUAUACGUCAGCAACUCCGGUCACACCUCUGCCGAGCCACAGCCUACUUUUUGCCUCAGAUGCGAGAGGGUUGAGUUAUGGGGCAAGAAUGAACCCUCAUACAAAGGAUGCAAAUGCGAGUGUCGAUGCCGGCUUCAGCGUGUGGAUGGCGAGCUGCAGUGUGGCGACUGCCUCGUGGCCAACCAGGAGAACCCUCACCGCCAUCGGCCUCAUGGAAAGGCGUAGUGAGUCAAAACUAUAAAGGGUUGGGGGCGCGGUUGAUUAUAUCCUGUAACCUUAACCCUUGGACAUGUUUUAGGAGGGCGGAGGAUUAUACGAAUUUUUAAUCAUCAUAUUCAUCAUAGCGGGAAUGCUUUCAUAUUUCGAACCGGUUUCGGGACGAAACGGUCAUACAAGUCGACGACUUACAGCAUGUUCUAGCAGCUUGUAUUAAGACAUCAUAUGAUACACUUUCUUAUGUUGCCUACAAUAAAGCUUGUUCUCAUCUCUAUUAAUAACUUACUAUCGAUUCAGUAAUAUAAUAUGAUUGAGUUGAUAUUAUUUAAAA
Messenger RNA from Daldinia decipiens, 879 nucleotides. RefSeq lists its product as uncharacterized. The record is from RefSeq and is a predicted model, not a curated record. The coding region runs from base 117 to 557 and encodes 146 amino acids. The transcript has 2 exons. NCBI's taxonomy places the organism in Eukaryota, Fungi, Ascomycota, Sordariomycetes, Xylariales, Hypoxylaceae.